This is a messenger RNA of Lactuca sativa (garden lettuce), 1668 nucleotides long. RefSeq names its product protein PIN-LIKES 3. Gene Ontology annotation, biological process: endoplasmic reticulum to cytosol auxin transport. The record is from RefSeq and is a predicted model, not a curated record. Gene Ontology annotation, cellular component: membrane. NCBI's taxonomy places the organism in Eukaryota, Viridiplantae, Streptophyta, Magnoliopsida, Asterales, Asteraceae.
CGUAUUCUCUGAACCUUGUUGUUUUCUUAUAAUAUUCUUGAUUCUUCGUCCUUAUCUCCCACUAAAAGUUUAGAAUUGAACAAUAAUUUCUUUGAAUCAAAAUUUUUAUGUGGGUUUGUCUCUUAUUAUUGAUUCAUCCAUCCAUGAAGUAGCGAGUUCCCAAAAACCCAAAGGAAUUUUUUGUUUCAUAUCUUAUUCCACAUUAACUACCGUUCUAAUGGAAUGUUAAUGAACUUUUUGUUGCAUAUUUGAUACUUACUUGUUCUAAAUUUAUAGAAAAGGGCUGCCUUUGAUUACAACACCAUCUUGAGAUGGGGUUUCUAGAUCUGUUUUCUGCUGCUUCUACUCCUAUUCUCAAAGUUCUUAUAGUUACUGCACUUGGCUCAUUUCUUGCCCUGGAUUCUAUUGAUAUCUUGGGACAAACUACAAGGAAGCAAGUCAAUAAUAUUGUGUUCUUUGUGUUCAGUCCAGCACUUGUGGGCAACAAUCUUGCUAGAACAAUCACUCUCGAAAGCAUCAUUUCUAUGUGGUUUAUGCCUGUGAAUAUUCUUAUUACAUUCAUAAUUGGGUCAGCACUUGGAUGGUUGCUUUUGAUAAUCACGAAACCACCUAAACAUCUAAAGGGCCUCAUCCUUGGUGCAUGUGCAGCUGGAAACAUGGGAAACUUGCCUUUGAUUAUAAUCCCAGCUGUAUGCAAAGAGAAAGGAAGUCCCUUUGGUGAUCCUGAUGUUUGCCAUGAGUAUGCCAUGGCUUAUGCUUCAUUAUCUUUGGCAAUUGGAGCGGUAUAUUUGUGGACUUAUGUGUACAACCUAGUACGGGUAUUCUCGGAUCAUCCUCAAGACUCUGAUAACAAUGUUGUCAAAGAGACAGAAACCAUGAAAGAGGAUUUGACUGAAACCUUGCUUCCAUCAUCUUCAUCUACUGUUAACACGAAGGGAACAUUGAAGGUGAUAUUAGAUAAAAUGAAGCAACAUUUGGGGAACUUUUCAAGACGGGUUAACUUAAAGGCGUUGUUCGCACCAUCAACCAAUGGAGCGAUUGUGGGUUUCCUUGUGGGAACAAUCGCUCCAAUGCGCAGGCUAUUAAUAGGCACCACUGCUCCUCUGCGGGUGAUACAAGAUUCUGCAUCGUUAAUAGGGGAUGCAGCAAUCCCAACCAUGACAUUGAUUUUGGGUGCUAACCUCUUGAAAGGUUUGAAAGGAUCAUCUCGUGUCUCGUUACCAAUUGUGCUAGGAAUCGUAGCAGUUCGGUUAGUUUUGUUGCCACUUUUUGGCAUUUUAAUUGUGAAAGGAGCGCUUUAUGUGGGCUUAGUGCAUGCAGAUCCUCUUUACCUAUUUGUUCUUCUCCUACAGUUUGCGCUUCCACCUGCUAUGAACAUUGGUACAAUAACACAGUUAUUUGGAGUUGGUGAGAGUGAAUGUUCAGUGAUUAUGUUGUGGGCUUAUGGUUUGGCGUCUGUGACACUGACCCUUUGGUCAAUGUUCUUCAUGUGGCUUGUGGCUUGAUUUGUUAAUUUGUCAAUCAGAACAUUUCCAAAAUUGGGAAAUACAAUGUAAAAGGAUCAAUGAUUCUUGACAUAAGUUGCAAUUCAUUUGAGCAGCACCUACGAAUUUUUUUGUCCUCAAAUUCGCAUUGCAAAAUAAUAUGCCAGUGGAAACUUGCAAACUA